Hippopotamus amphibius kiboko is the source of this 751-nucleotide messenger RNA. It is a transcript of the gene NUDT16, whose product is annotated as nudix hydrolase 16. The transcript has 3 exons. Lineage: Eukaryota; Metazoa; Chordata; Mammalia; Artiodactyla; Hippopotamidae. The record is from RefSeq and is a predicted model, not a curated record. Gene Ontology annotation, biological process: sno(s)RNA catabolic process; mRNA catabolic process. Gene Ontology annotation, cellular component: nucleus. Bases 13 to 600 code for a protein of 195 amino acids. Gene Ontology annotation, molecular function: phosphodiesterase decapping endonuclease activity; snoRNA binding.
GGAGGGCGGAUCAUGGCCGGGAUGCGUAGGCUGGAGCUGGCGGAGGCCCUGCAGCUGGGGCCGGGCUGGCGGCACGCGUGCCACGCGCUGCUCUACGCGCCGGACCCCGGGCUGCUCUUCGGCCGCUUCCCGCUGCGCUACGCCGUGCUGAUGCAGAUGCGCUUUGACGGGCGCCUGGGCUUCCCCGGCGGCUUCGUGGACUUGCACGACAGCAGCCUGGAGGAGGGGCUGAACCGCGAGCUGCGCGAGGAACUGGGCGAGGCCGCGGCCGCCUUCCGCGUGGAGCGCGCCGACUACCGCAGCUCGCACGCCGGGUCCCGGCCGCGCGUCGUGGCGCACUUCUACGCCAAGCGCCUGACCCUGGAGCAGCUGACUGCGGUGGAGAUGCGCGCGCCGUGCGCCCGGGACCACGGGCUGGAGGUGCUGGGCCUGGUGCGGGUGCCCUUGUAUACCCUGCGGGAUGGUGUGGGAGGCCUGCCUGCCUUCCUGGAGAAUACCUUUAUUGGAAAUGCACGGGAACAGCUGCUGGAAGCCCUCCAGAACCUGGGACUGCUGGAACCUGACUGUUUGGCACGCCUGAAGAUUUCAGCUCCUCCCUAGAGGCUGCCCUCCAUGGACCCUCCAUGGAACCUGCCUGAGAUCAGGGCCUUUGUAUUGGGGAGGGAGGAAGGAAAAGGGGAAUGUUUUUUCUUCUAAGCCUGAUAAGAUGAUAAUAUAUUAAAAGAAAAAUGUGUGUAAUAUGUUCUGAGCA